Molecule: messenger RNA, 3491 nt
Organism: Chlorocebus sabaeus (green monkey)
Lineage: Eukaryota; Metazoa; Chordata; Mammalia; Primates; Cercopithecidae
Source: RefSeq, a predicted model, not a curated record
UCAAUAUCCUACAAUUAGGGUUAUUUUUACGAAGUAAAACUAUAGGUAGGUAAGGUAGCCAGAUGAAAUACAGGGAUUUCCAGUUAAAUGUGAAUCUUAGAUGAACAACACUGUUACCUGAAACUCAAAUUUAACUGUAUUUUAUCCGUGACCCUGCCUCCUGUAAUGCACAGGACAGCCUCCUUCCCUCUCAACAAAGAAUUAUCCAGGCCCAAAAUGUCAAGAGUGGAGGCUGAGAAACCCUGCCAUACAGCAGUGGUUCUCAAGCCCUAGUUUGUACCACAAUUACCUUCAGGGUUGGUAAGCCCGAUUACUGGGCACACCCUCAGAGUUUCUGAUUCAGUAGGCCUGGAGUGGGGCCCCAAGAGUUGCAUUUCCAUCAAUUUCCCAGGUGAAGCUGCUGUUAGAUUGGGGCCACAUUUGAGAACCACUACCCUAGAAAGUCCCCAUGCUCUCCUGAUUAGAAGCGAGGAAAGUUUCCAAGGGAGGACGGGGGUGGGAGGAUAAGGGAGAGGCGGGAAGAGCCAGCCCGCUGGGGUGGGAGACGUUAUUUCGGCCGUUCUGGCCUCGCAGGCGUUUUCGGGAUCCCUCUAGGCGCCGCGGAGGUCCCGGAGUCUCGAUGGUCGCUCGGGCCGGGGCGUGGCCUGGUUCGGGGGCGUGGCGUGGAAGGCGGGCCGAGGUGCGGCGAGCGCUCUCGUGCCGGACGUUGCGCGGCCGCGACGCCCGACGCCCGACGCCAACGCAGGCGCAGCGCUCCGGUUCGGGCUCGGGAGGCUCCGUCUGGGCCAGGGCAGGUUCUUAGACUCUGUGAGUAAAGACAGCUUCGUCUUCCCAGUUCAUCAUGGCUUCAACAUCCAGUUUCUGUUAUCUGGAGUGAUGACAGCAGCAUCUGGAUUCAUCGCUAAAGGGGAUCCUCUGUUUUAGAACACGUCAUUUAAGAAGGAAAGGAGAGAUGUCAUUGCUGGGAGAGGUACCCACUCAAAGGUGAAGUCUGCAAAGCUGCUCGAGGUUCUGAAUGCUAUGGAGGAGGAAGAGUCCAACAGCAACAGGGAAGAGAUUUUCAUUGCACCUCCCGACAAUGCUGCGGGGGAAUUCACUGAUGAGGACUCAGGUGAUGAAGACAGCCAGCGAGGUGCUCACCUGCCUGGCAGUGUGCUGCAUGCUUCAGUCCUGUGUGAGGACUCUGGCACCGGCGAGGAUAACGAUGACCUGGAGCUGCAACCAGCCAAGAAGAGGCAGAAAGCAGUUGUGAAACCUCAGCGCAUUUGGACAAAAAGAGAUAUUCGUCCAGACUUUGGCAGUUGGACGGCAUCAGAUCCUCAUAUUGAGGAUCUGAAAAGCCAAGAGCUGAGUCCUGUGGGCCUUUUUGAGUUGUUUUUCGAUGAAGGAACAAUUAAUUUCAUUGUUAAUGAAACCAAUCGUUAUGCUUGGCAGAAAAAUGUCAAUCUGAGUCUUACGGCUCAGGAAUUGAAGUGUGUUUUGGGCAUUUUGAUUUUAAGUGGGUACAUCUCUUACCCAAGGAGAAGGAUGUUCUGGGAAACCUCUCCUGAUUCACAUCAUCAUCUUGUGGCCGAUGCAAUUAGAAGGGACAGAUUCGAACUAAUCUUCUCAUACUUACAUUUUGCAGAUAACAACGAACUUGAUGCAGGUGAUAGGUUUGCCAAGGUCAGACCUCUCAUCAUCCGGAUGAACUGCAAUUUCCAGAAGCACGCACCCUUGGAAGAGUUCUACAGCUUUGGCGAGUCUAUGUGUGAGUACUUUGGGCACCGGGGGUCCAAGCAGCUGCACAGGGGGAAGCCUGUGCGACUUGGCUACAAGAUUUGGUGUGGGACAACCAGCAGAGGCUACUUGGUGUGGUUCGAGCCCUCACAGGGCACACUUUUUACCAAGCCAGACAGGAGCCUGGAUCUAGGAGGCAGUAUGGUAAUAAAAUUUGUGGAUGCGCUUCAGGAGCGUGGUUUUCUGCCAUAUCACAUAUUUUUUGACAAGGUUUUUACAAGUGUUAAACUGAUGUCCAUUUUGAGGAAAAAGGGGGUGAAGGCCACAGGAACUGUUCGUGAGUACAGGACUGAGCGAUGUCCCCUAAAAGACCCCAAAGAACUGAAAAAAAUGAAGAGGGGUUCAUUUGAUUACAAAGUCGAUGAGAGUGAGGAGAUCAUCGUGUGCCGCUGGCACGAUAGCAGCGUGGUCAACAUCUGCUCCAAUGCCGUGGGCAUAGAGCCAGUGAGGCUGACCAGUCGUCACUCUGGAGCAACUAAAACGCGGACUCAGGUCCACCAGCCAUCACUGGUGAAGCUGUAUCAGGAGAAGGUGGGCGGUGUUGGUAGGAUGGACCAGAAUAUUGCCAAGUACAAGGUGAAGAUCCGAGGCAUGAAGUGGUACUCAAGCUUUAUUGGCUAUGUCAUUGAUGCUGCCCUCAACAAUGCAUGGCAGCUGCACAGGAUCUGCUGCCAAGAUGCCCAGGUGGACCUCCUUGCCUUCCGGAGAUACGUCGCCUGUGUGUACCUGGAGAGCAAUGCUGACACGACCUCUCAAGGGAGGCGAAGCAGGCGGUUGGAGACUGAGAGCCGCUUUGAUAUGGUUGGACACUGGAUUAUCCACCAGGACAAGAGGACCCGAUGUGCCCUCUGCCACUCGCAGACCAACACCCGGUGCGAGAAGUGCCAGAAGGGUGUCCAUGCCAAGUGCUUCAGGGAGUACCAUAUCCGGUGACAUCAGGAGACAUGCUUGUUUGGUUUAUAAUGAGAUGUUCACAGUUAAAUACAGAUAGCAGUUGAUCACUUCUGUUUUGUGUUGGAAAAAAGACCUGAAUUUCUGAUGACUUGGUUUUCUCUUUUCUCCCUACCCACAAUUGUUAUCUUUUUUAUUGUGUUCUAUUAUGCCUACAUGGAUAUCAAUUAAUAUUUAUAUUCAUUUAUAUUUAUAUUUUUGAACUUAUUUAUUUAAAGUUGUGGGACCACUUUUUAUUCAGAUAAAAGUUGUGCUUUGGGGUAUAUUUGAAUCCUAGGAAGAAGAAUCAGAGGAAAACUUGCAAGAACAGUAAGAAGACUUGACCAUUGCAUGCCAUGGUUUAUAAUCUAACAUAGGCAAUAGUGUAUAAAUAUCAUGUAAAUGUGAUUGAUUUCUUAAUCCUAUUUAUUUCAUAUUAAUCUAAGUUUAUCAAACUUUCCAAGGAUAGAUAAUCUGCCUUGUAUUUAGUCAGAGGGCUAGAGUUUCAGAGUUCAUAUUUUCUUGAUAAAAAUAUUUUCCUAAUACACAUAUAUCAAUGUGGGAUUCAUUUUAUAAAAAAUUAUUUUUUUAAUUUUUGUGGGUACAUAGUAGUUGUGUAUUUUUAUGGGUUACGUGAGAUAUUUUGAUACAGACAUGCAAUGUGGAAAAACCACAUCAGGGUAAAUGGGCUAUCCAUCCUGUCAAACAUUUGUCCUUUGUGUUACAAACCAAUUAUACUGCUAGUUAUUUUAAAAUGUACAAUUAAAUUGUUUUUAACUGUA